ACUAUAUGUGUUUUACUUUCAAUAAGUAGCUAAGCGUGUUGUACGAAUCCAGGCUGAAUACUAAAACAGUAUAGAGCGUUACCAGAAGUCGUCAAGUGGUUUUUACCGGAACAUUUGAUGAAGACGGGCUGGUGGUACAGAACUGGCACAAGCUCACCUCUGUCCCGAAACCAUUGGCCGGGCUUCGCUUGUGGACGGAACAGGAGCCCAGCCCAGCAGCCCGCCUCCUCUCCUCCCCCUCCACCUCUCCCUCCCUCCCUCUCUCUCACUCACUCGGCUCGCCCGCAGCAUUCGUCUUCUCGGGCAAGGUUUCACUCCAGAGAUGGCCGCGAAAGUGUGCAGAACGGUCCUCGUGUUGUCCCGUAGCGGCGGAGCGGCGGCAGCCGGCUUCCCCGCACUGGGUGUCUCUUCACAUCGACAGAGCUCCCACAUAGCACCGGAGGCGCUGUCUCUCCCACUGGCCCAUCAGUCUCCAAGGAGAACGCAUGGCCUGCGACCCAGAGCUUCCCUUUUUCCCACUUCCCCCAGUCCCAUGCCAGCCCAGGCUUGGAAAAGUAUCCCUACAUGGCAGGCCCAGAGACUGCUGUGCUCUUCUGUUGCAACGCCACCUGAAGAGGUGACUGUAAUGUAUCAGAACGGGCUCCCUGUGAUGUCGGUCUGCCUGCCUUCACGGCGGGAACGUUGCCAGUUCACCCUGAAGCCGCUCAGCGACUCCGUGGGCGUAUUCCUGCAGCAGCUGCAAGCAGAGGACCGGGGCAUCGACCGCGUCGCCAUCUACUCCAUGGACGGUGUGAGAGUAGCCUCCUCCACGGGGAUCGACAUCCUGCUGCUGGACGACUUCAAGCUGCUCAUCAACGACACCACACACGUGGUGCGGCCCCCCCGGAGAGAGCUCCUAGCGCACGAAGAGGCGGAGAGGUUGAACGACGUGAAGUUCUUAGUCCAGCAACUCUACACUACCCUACGCAUUGAGGAACAUCAGCUGACUAAAGAGCGCGAGCUGAUUGGACGACUGGAAGACUUGAAUUCACAACUCCGCCCCCUGGAAAAGAUAAAGGAGGAGCUGAGCCGGAAGGCGGAGCGCAGGACCACCUGGGUGCUGUGGGGGGGUAUGGCGUACAUGGCCACCCAGUUUGGCAUCCUGGCACGCCUCACCUGGUGGGAGUAUUCCUGGGACAUCAUGGAGCCGGUCACCUACUUCAUCACUUAUGGCACCGCUAUGGCCAUGUACGCCUACUUUGUGCUCACGCGUCAGGAAUACAUCUAUCCUGACGCCAGAGACCGGCAGUACCUACUCUUCUUCCACAAGGGAGUAAAGAGGACCCGCUUUGAUGUUGAGAAGUACAACAAGUUAAAGGACGCCAUCGCCGAGGCGGAGUUGGACCUGAAACGCUUGCGCGACCCCCUCCAGCUACAGCUUCCCAUUCAGCAGAUUGUGGCCAGCAAGGAUUGAUGGGAAGGGAUCCCUCCCUCCUCUCCCGUAUCAUUUUUUUUUUCUUUCCCUCUUUUAUUCUUUCUCACUCUCCCACUUCCCACCUCUGACAUUAUUUCAGAAUCUAGGGAAUUUUUUUCUUUCUUUUUUUUUUGAAUUCUACUUUUUAAUCUUUUGACUGGAAACAGAAUAAAAUAAACAACACAGGAAGAGGGGAGGUACCAAAAACAUAAACUGGUCAUUUUCUCAAAAGAGGAACACGAUACUGAUUUACCAAGGAGCUGAAGAGGUGGCGUCACUGUUCACGAUGUGGCAGAAGAAGACGGGAGCAGCGCAGCGGCGAGCAGGAAGCAUGGAUCACCAUGGGAUGUGAUCCGUUUGGGCGUAGGAGAAUGUCACAGAGGCGGGUGCCUAUCACCCCUUCUUCCUCUUCAAGGAACGGAUGGGUGUUUGUUGAAGAGGUGCCCCAUGUUUUGGAACGCCUCCCCUGCCCCUCUCUCCCCCCUCCCCGCCCCCCCCCACAGCUGCACAUGUGAUCAUAUUGUGGAUGUUAAAGGUCUACAAUGGCUUCAUACUUGGGGGCUGAAAGCGUGGAAUGAAGUAGGUGGCUAAACUAACAACUGUCACCCUUGCCACCCUAUGUGCACAUACGCCCCUGGGUGGGGUUGAGGAUGGAUAGUGUCAUGCCCCUGUCUCCACCACUGGGGCGGCGCUCAUAACCGCUGCAACACUGACUUCCUGUCUCUGACUUCCUGUACGGACCCUCUCUCAAGUGCGCCCUGAGAGUACUGCCGGUAAAACAUCACUGUGUGUUUGAUUAUUCCAAAAAAGAAUUUUUGGCACUUUUUAUUUUAAAAGCCAUAAUAACUUUGUUAAGAGAAUAUAUAUAUCAGAGUAAUGAAACACAACAUUUUAUCCUGGUCGUCUUUUGUUUCUCAUUCAGACACGCACAGCGUAUCAAAGGCUCACCAUGCAUCACCGUCAGCAUGGCCUCAUUCAUAAGGAACCGCCCUGCAAUGCAGAUUUUUUCACCACACAUUUUAUUAUAUUAAAAGUUACAUUUUCCUGCACUGUCUGCUUCAGUGUGGGCAGUGUUAAGCUUUUUUGUGUUCAGGGAUACUGUUAAAAUUUCCACCACUCCAAGUUUCAUCCAAUACCAACAAGUGCUGCUGUCACAGGCUGUUUUGACAAUUGCUACUUUAGCUAUGUUUCCCAUAGUGCCUCGCUGCCACCAAAUCCGAGGGCGCAGUGUGACAUGCAUGUGAAGAUGUCACACGCACGCAUCAGUGCCAUUAGGAAUAAUAAUUUGAGCUGUCAGAUUACUGGCAGGGGGGAGGGGAGGAACAGGGUGUUUACUUUUUACCCUUAAUUUUACGAGUAAAGGGGCAGCGACCCCUCUGGUCUCUGCCAGCCUCACCUGUAAGCUCAACCAGCGCGUUUGAUUGGAAUAGAGGAACUGGAGAGUGGUGGUCGGCAGUGUUUUCUGUGUGUGUGUGGCUAACCGGGAUGUGAUAUCGAGAGCGCAGUGUUCCAGAUAACAGGGGUCUCUGAUGAAAUGGAAACCCCCCCCCCCACUUCAUCCCACUGUUGUAAAAGUAAAGUUAAAUCAACAUCAAAUUAAAAUGCAUUAGAUUAAUCAGAAGGCUUUCGCAAACAUUGAAGCCGUGACUUUUCCGAUAUCCAGAUGAAUUUCGCUAAAAGGAGAUGAAGUUAUGCAUUCGUAUGCUAAAUAGAUUUAUGAAUUUUUAGAUUAAAUAGGUUUGGGGGGGGGUAGGUUUAUUUAAAAUGCACAGAGGAAUUUCUGUAGUGGCAUAAUGAGGAAUCUGUGAUGAGAAUUCUGAGUGGCCUUGCCGUUGGUCUUCUAGAAGGGAAGCCGUUCAGCUAAAUGCACAUCUUUUAGUGCCGGAGUGGGAUCUGCGCUGGCAGGUGUCUGCAAUGUUGCAAGUUUGGUCCUUGUCUUCAUUGUCCCAGCGACAUGCUCGCUGGACACCCCCGGCAGCUAGAGGGCGCUCCAUAUUCAUUCUGCCUGUUCAUAUUUCUGUGCAUGUCACCAAAGCUCUGUUUGUGCUCUGAGGAAGGCUGUCAGAUCAGCUUGGCACCGCUUCCGGAAUAUGGAAACUCCGUCCUCUCUCCCAUGUCCCAGUUCAUGCAGAUGUGGCCUUUAAACGCACAGCAACAAACUCAGCUGGUUUGUCAGAGCCUUUCGUUUCCGUUUGGAAGGAGGUAUAAACAUGAAGCAGUUUGGGAAAUACGAGAUUGGUGACUCUGCAUUUAUGCAUGUUGGGAGGGAGUACAGGUGCAUGUUGAGGGUGUGAGAAAGUGUGUGGCCCUUUGUCUUCUUGCUCCUAAUGCAUUCUGAAAUGAACCCCUUUUUAGCCCAAACAGCUGUCAGUUGGCCCCAGCCUGCUGGGGAGGGACGUUCACCAGUUCCAAUUGGUCAGAGGGAGAACGUUCUCCUGCCUCACUGACAUUUCCAUCACUCAGUCACGUUUUCAUUCAUUUUUCCUUUUUUCUUCCUUUUUCUAAAUGAGAAUAUAUCAAAAUAUAGGGAUUUAUUCUAAAGCGGGUGUUGCAUGAAUGUAUGUUUACAUGGGGAAAAAAAUUAUUUAGAAAAACCUAAUAGAGUUACCAAAUUGAUUUAGGAGCAUUUCUCUGCAGAAAGAUGGACUCGUGUGUGUGGGGCAUCGACUGGGGCUGCUUCACAAUACACCAGCACAGCGUCCCAGGCAAAGCUGGCUGCCUCUUAGCAGACUCCCUCCACUCUGCAUAAGGGUUGUUGGGGUAAAGUGGGGCCAGCCUGUCCAGUUCUGUCCUCCCUUCUUCGUCCAUCUGUCCGUCUGUCUGUGGGCAUGGACGCCUCUGAGUCCUGGGAUUCAGAUGCUAAGCUCCUUCAGAGAGCAUGCAGUACAAACCAAGGUGUGCACGUCCGUCCGUCCCCCCCCCCCCCCCCCCCCCCCAGUUUCUUUUACCAUCCUAUUAUCAUCCUUUUAAAGCCCCUUUUUAGUUGAGGUUUCUUGUUUUAAGCUUUGGUGUGUGCAUCAUUUUAAAGUCGAAUCCUGUUUACGUGCACAAAGAUGAUAAAACGAAAAAGCGAACGAAGCAGGAUGUAAGGUUUCAUCGUUUGCUUUUCGUUGGGAUCCCCGUUCCAUUUCUUCUGUUGGCAUUGGAUGCUGUAAUGUUUAUUGAGAUGAAAAACAGAAUUUAAACAAUGUAAAAUCCUGUAUCAUUUAUGAAAUAUGUAUAAAAGAGAAAUGUAAUUCAGUUAUCAAUAAAAUACUUAUCCAGUUUUUGGAA
This is a messenger RNA of Brienomyrus brachyistius, 4726 nucleotides long. RefSeq names its product mitochondrial calcium uniporter (gene mcu). Gene Ontology annotation, biological process: mitochondrial calcium ion homeostasis; calcium import into the mitochondrion. The record is from RefSeq and is a predicted model, not a curated record. The transcript has 9 exons. Gene Ontology annotation, molecular function: uniporter activity; calcium channel activity. The coding region runs from base 323 to 1453 and encodes 376 amino acids. Lineage: Eukaryota; Metazoa; Chordata; Actinopteri; Osteoglossiformes; Mormyridae. Gene Ontology annotation, cellular component: uniplex complex; mitochondrial inner membrane.